Molecule: messenger RNA, 1269 nt
Organism: Harmonia axyridis
Lineage: Eukaryota; Metazoa; Arthropoda; Insecta; Coleoptera; Coccinellidae
Gene: IFT46
Product: intraflagellar transport protein 46 homolog
Exons: 6
Coding region: 225-1235 (336 amino acids)
Biological process (GO): intraciliary transport; cilium assembly
Cellular component (GO): centrosome; intraciliary transport particle B; motile cilium
Source: RefSeq, a predicted model, not a curated record
GGGCGUUCUGCUUAUUCCCGGCUUGUCAGUAACAAAAUCAAACUCCUCACUAGUAGCUAUAGAUUCGUUUGAUUUAACACUUAAAUUGUCUUCCAUAGCUAUCUAGAUGGAGACACAUCGUUCGAAUCCGUUUUUCAUCUUGUUGAUAAGUCGUUCGCGAUGAAGAUUCAGAUGGUUCGAAUAAAUCUUCCGAUGCAGAGCUUGCGCCGCUCAGUACGAAAAAUAUGAAACAAUUCAAGUAUUUAGAUAAUUUGGAAAAUGUUAGAAUAGAAGACGACGAUUCGGAUGAAGAAAUGAAGGAUUCUGGCAAGAAGUUGCCGAAGCAAGAAUCAAGGAGACUUUCAGCCGGUAAAGACUUUUCUUUACCGCCAGACGCACCUGUGAGAAAAUCAGCAUUGACAAAAGUAAUUAGGAAAAAUUCUAGUGGAAGCGAGGAAGAGGAAAGCAGAAACGAUGAAAUAAGUAAAAAUAUCAAAAUACCUAACGAAUACAACCCAAGUUUGUAUCAGAAUUUGGAUGUAGAUGAUGAUAUAAGAGAGUUAUUUCAAUAUAUAGUUAAGUAUAUGCCUCAACAAUUAACUUUGGACUAUAAAUUCAAGCCUUUCAUACCAGAUUACCUGCCAGCUGUAGGCGAUAUCGAUGCAUUUUUAAAAGUUGUUCCACCUGAACCUAGCCUUUUAGGAGAACAAUUCAACAUCAAAGAACACCAACUUGGAAUUUCUAUACUAGAUGAACCUGCUACCACUCAAAGUGAUUCUGCUUUGCUUCAUUUGCAGUUGAGAGCUUCAAACCUUGGAGUUCCCCAAGAUACAUCGAAUGUGAUUGUCAAAAAAGUGGAUAAGGUGGAUAAAAACCAAAAAGUAAUUGACAAAUGGAUCAAAGACAUAUCAGAUUUGCACAAAAGCAAAUCAUCACCCUUCGUUCGAUAUACAGAGCCGAUGCCUGAUAUAGACGAUCUGAUGCAAGAAUGGUCUGAAGAAAUGGAAAACCGUCUGAAGGAACAUGGAUUUCCAUCACCUGAACCAAACAUGUCUUUGGAUGAGUAUCUAGAAUUGGUUUGCGAUUUAUUCCAGAUACCAACAUCGAAAAAUAAGAUCCAUUCCUUGCAUGUACUUUUCUCAUUGUAUGCUGCAGUGAAAGAUUCUAAAUUUUACAAGCCAGCCAUAGAUGAAGACAAAAAAACCGAAGUGAUAGAUACAAAUAAAGAUGAACCAGAUCAACUUGUUCUAGACUAGUUAUAGGAUGUGAAUUAAAGUUUUAACAAGUUUU